AUGGGAGUCCCAACGUUUUACCGUUGGCUCUGUAACAGAUACCCACGUGUGCCCAAGGACGUAAUAGAUAACUAUAAUGAAAGGAAUCUGGACCUUUCAGACGAAGACGCAAUAGGACUGGAAUUACUCAAAGAUAACCCAAAUGGAGAAUUUGAUAAUUUGUACCUGGACAUGAACGGAAUAAUCCACCCGUGCUGUCACCCAGAGAACAUGGAACAACCUCAGACUGAAGAGUUGAUGUUCAACUGCAUAUUGGACUACCUGGACCGAAUAUUCUUCAUGGUCAGGCCUAGGAAACUAAUAUAUCUGGCCAUAGGUAAUGUAAACCAUGAUAUAAUAAUAUUUAUAGAUGGAGUGGCACCAAGAGCAAAGAUAAACCAACAGAGAAGUAGACGCUUUAAAUCAGCAGCGUUGGCUGAUUUAGAGGACGAAACUUACGAUACUUUAAUUAAGGAUUACGAAAAAAGGUACGGAAAGACCAAUUUAAUAGUAAGGAAAAGCAAGUGGGACAGUAACGUGAUAACGCCAGGAACGGAGUUCAUGUAUAAGUUGUCUGAGAAGUUAAUCGAGUACAUUGAGGAUAGGAUUGAAAAGUAUGACGCUUGGAAGAUAAUAGUGGUUAUAUUCUCAGAUAGUAACGUACCAGGAGAAGGAGAACACAAAAUCAUGAAGUUCAUUAGAAACCAAAGACACUGCCCUGAUUAUGACCCAAACACUAGGCAUGUACUUCACGGAAUGGAUGCGGACCUUAUAAUGCUAGGGCUUGCUACACAUGAACCUAACUUCUUUAUACUAAGAGAAAUUGUUACAUUCUUUAGUAAUCCCACCACAAAUAACUCGGAAAAGGCUAUUGCCAACACAAUUGAUACUGUUUCAAAGACUCAAAACACUACCCAAAGUAGUGGAGACGUGGAAAAAUACAUGAAGAUGAUGAGAGAAAACUGGAAACCAUUACAAUUUUUGCAGUUGCCAGUGUUGAGAGAGUAUCUUUCGCACCAGCUAAGGUUCCCACUGGGAUUUGAGAAUGGAGAAAUGGUCGACUUUGAACGUUGCAUAGACGAUUUGGUCCUGAUGAUUUUCUUUUGCGGGAAUGAUUUCUUGCCGAACCUGCCCUCAAUUUCAAUUACAGGAGGUUCAAUAGACCAGAUGCUGCUGCUGUACCAAAAAAUCCUGCCAACACUGGAGGACUAUUUGUCAGAUGAGGGAAGGUUAAACUUUCAUACGAUAACCCAAUUCUUUGAGCUGCUUUCUAAAAUCGAAGAUGAAACAUUUAAAAACAUCCACGAAUUUAAAAUUAAAUCACAAAAUCGCAGACAAAAUGAUGAUUCGAACAGCAAGGUAACAAAUGAUAGUGGUGGAAACAGCGAAGCAAACAGUUCAGAUAAGGGUGGGGAGGAACGAAUAGAGGAUAAGUUUAUGAAGGAGUUAAAGGAGAAGAUGAAUUCGUCUAACGUUAAGGAUGACGUAAAACUCCCAGUGGAUGUGACUUUGAAUGACCCAAAGCUUUGGAAAGAGGCAUAUUAUAGAGAAAAGUUUAAUUUGGGUGAUAAAACCCCAGAGGAAAUUGAGAAGUUUGUACAAAAACUGUCUUUCGAUUACAUUAAGGGGAUUUGUUGGGUGUUACAGUACUAUUACCAGGGUUGUCCAUCAUGGUCAUGGUACUAUAGAUAUCACUAUUCGCCCUUUUGCUCGGAUUUAAAUUUCUCUGGAAUACAAUCACCUGAAGAUUAUAGUUGUGAAUCUGUUAAAGAUGACGAAUCAAAUUUAAAGAGAAGACACAACACUUUGGAGACGGGUGUAAAAAUGAUAAAGUUCGAUUUAGAUGUACCACUAACACCAUUCCAGCAAUUAAUGGGUGUUAUGCCAAUUAGGAGUAGCCACUGCAUACCAGAGAAACUUAGGACUCUAAUGACAGACGUUGAUUCACCCUUGAGGGAAUUCUAUCCAACCAAGUUUAGAGAAGACCCGAACGGUAAGAGGUACAAGUACCAAUGGGUGGCUCUUCUUCCAUUUAUAGAUGAAAAAAAACUUCUUAAGCAUGUUAAACCAAUUGAAGAUGAGCUGUCAGAGGAAGAAAAGGUUAGGAACAGGACGUCAAAUAAUCUAAUUAAAAUACCUAAAUCUAGAAGACAAAAAUUUCUAAAUAAUGUUAACACGAUUGUUGGAAAGGAUACGGAUAGGCCUAAUAGUGUAUUUGAGCAGUUUGUAUGUGAGACUAGUAAGAAACAUAGGAGUGUUCUAUUACCUGGAGCUAAGAUACCGCCAAGAGUUCUUACAGUUCAAGACUUAAUGGAGGAGCAAAGGAACAGAGGAUUCAACUGUGAAGUAGCAAAGAGAAUGAUACUCAAUAUGUUAUCAUCAAGAAAGGAUCCUUAUAGCAAAGAUCCGCACGGCCAAGUACUUUCUGAUACUCAGAGGGAUUUUCAUCAGUAUACCAACAAAUAUACACCAAAUCAUUAUUCUCCAACACAGUAUCCACAAUAUAAUCAUGGACAAUACCCUCCAAAUGACUACAACCAAUACAAUCAACCAUACAAAUACCAUCAUAAUAAUCCUAAUCAAUAUAACACACAUAAUCAACCUAGUCAGUAUCAUCAAUACAAUGCUAAUUAUGCCAAUAACACUUAUGACCCUUAUAACCCUAGAUAUGCAAAUGAACAACCUGAAUAUUCAAGACCAAACUAUCACCAAGAUAGACAAUACCACCAUGGAAGAUCAAAUCAAGAUAGACCAUAUUAUCGAGAUAGAGAUAAUCAGGAUAGAAGCAGGUUUAACGGUGGAUAUAAAAGAUCCUACAACGAGAAAUAUUAUUAA
Molecule: messenger RNA, 2814 nt
Organism: Theileria annulata
Lineage: Eukaryota; Apicomplexa; Aconoidasida; Piroplasmida; Theileriidae
Product: exoribonuclease (XRN family member), putative
Exons: 2
Coding region: 1-2814 (937 amino acids)
Biological process (GO): nuclear-transcribed mRNA catabolic process
Cellular component (GO): nucleus
Molecular function (GO): 5'-3' RNA exonuclease activity; RNA binding
Source: RefSeq, a predicted model, not a curated record